AUGGAUUUCCACAUUCGGGCACUCUAUGGAGGGGGUGACCUCCUUUGUGACGGUCUUGGGGCUUCAUCGGGCCCCCAUCGCAGCGUGAGCCCGAAAUACAGGGAAGCCUCCGAGCCCUGCAACCGCGAUAAACUGGAAACGCAACGCUCUUCGGCAUCUCAGCCGAUCGAGGCCUGCGUGCCCCGUAUCCUGUUCUUUGGUGGAGAUGUCGUAUCCUUGGCCUCUCUGAAAGCGCUGCACACGCGAAUGCGGCGCAUUCUCUGCCACAUCGUCCAUUCCAUCCCCCCCCACACGCCUUGUGGGGGGGAUCCCAACGCGCGCGUUGAGGCUCUUGUGCGAGACCGUCUGACGGUAGUUUGCCCUUCCCUGCCCGAUGGGCUCUCCCCUCAACAAGCCGCGGAGGGCUACUCCCGGCAGUUCCCCAUUGCGCGAUACGGCGCGGUGGAGGGGCUUCGCGUGAUCCCGGUCGACCACCCCCACUCCCUCGCGAAGAGCCGUCUGCUGCGGGAGAUGCUGGAGGAUGCCUCCAAUCUCGCGAAGGACGAUGGCGCCUCGACGAUGAGGUCGGAAACCGAUGACACCUCUCCUCUGGGAUGGACAUGGGGCACUGCCGGGCGUCCUUUGCAGGACUUUGAUCUCGCCAUUGUUGUUUCGUUUCGGUAUUUUCUGCCGGAAAGACUCCUACAUCGGUUACCGUGGACGAUUAAUAUGCAUCCCUCCCUACUCCCGCGUUACCGCGGCGCGAGCCCAGUUUUCUCAACGCUCAUGCGAAACGAGACGGAGGGGGGCGCAAGCGUCAUUCGUCUACCCCCUGGAAAGAUUGCGAUGGACUCUGGUGACAUCCUUUGGCAGCGUCGCUUGCCUAUUCCGUGUGAGAUGGAUAUUCGUGGUUAUUUACCACUGGUGAUUGAACUAGGGGCUGCGGGGCUAUGCGAGGUGGUUUUCGGCGCGCCGAGCAGCCCUUUCGUUUCCUCGUCCUCGACGCACCUUUCAUCUGCGAUCACACCAAACGCCAUGGGCGAUUUCCACACAUCCGUGGACGCCCCUUUCUGUGAUUGGCCGCGGGGGUUUUCCUCCCGUCUGGAACGCGCCUCCCCGCAGAUCUACACGUCCUACGCCCACUUCACCAUGGACCCUUUUCACGCCCCGCUGCUGCCUCGAAAUGCGGCAAGAUUGAGGUUCGAUUCCAUGUCCGGGAUGGAGGCCUUUGGGGUGUGGCGUGCUUUCGUGGGUGGGGGGUACUUCAACUCUUGCGUUAACGCAAUCCUGGAUAAGACCCGCACCCCUGUUCGAGAUCGGCUGCUUCAAUGCGCGCUUCGUCGUUUUGAAAGGAAGGGUCGGCGGAAACAACGCCGAAGCGAUCUAGGGCUUCCUUUGAUUGACAGUCCCGCAGCUGUGCAGUCCCCAGGCGAUGACGAAUUGUUGAAGGGGAAUGGGAAUAGCCUGGACCAGGGCAGCUGCGGGGUGGAUGGGUCCUCCCUGAAGACGUUACUUGACCGUGCCAUGGAGGAGUUACGCCUGGGCUGCACCUUUACGAUGGCGUUGAACCCUGUUUUGGUUCCGAGCUGCGUGCUUGAAGAGCUGAGCGCGAUGGAGACUAGUGUCCAUCCACGUUUCCAUCAGCCAUCGGCACCGCUUGAUUCGGACGAGGGCGCAUACUCUGCCGAUAAAUAUUGUUCCUCUGUGAAAAGCAAUGAUGGGAAUACAAUCAAGCAAUUAAUGGAAACAGAAAGGAAGCAUACAGAUGCUUAUUUGCCACUUAUUCAAUCUCGUCGAGGCAAACCCUAUACUAAGGAGGGUGACGAAUCUUGCCCUGGUAGUGCUUCUGCACUGAAUUCUCAAGUACACGACAUACCACCUGGGAGUGCUUACUUUCCAAAGUGCGCUGAGGAAAUUGGCGCCAUCAAGUGCCGUCAUGCGUGGUUUUUUUGGAAGCAAGCGCAUCUUAGGCUUGCCCCACGACCACAGACAGCAGACUUGCUUCGAAAAGGCUUAGGUAUGACGACAGGGGUAGUGUAUGUUGGGCUUUUUUCAGAGUACAGUUGA
Molecule: messenger RNA, 2046 nt
Organism: Phytomonas sp. Hart1
Lineage: Eukaryota; Euglenozoa; Kinetoplastea; Trypanosomatida; Trypanosomatidae
Source: the annotation of a GenBank genome assembly